AUGCCGCUCAAACCCACUGCGCAGAAACGCAAGGCCUCCGUCCUCUUCGGCAGCGGAUCCAGCACCAAGGCCACCAAGGACGUCAAGCUCGAGAAACGACCCUUCCACCAGCAGGGCGCUCCCUGCCAAAAGUGCCACGCGGUCGACCACGGCACCCCGUUCUGUUUGGCCAGUCUCAUCCCGUGCAUCUGUUUGGCCAGUCUCAUCCCGUGCAUCUGUGUGGCCAACACAAACCCGCCACCCCCGUGUGGCCGCAAGGAGGAUGAGGACGAUGAGGACACUCAGCCGUUGCCCGUCGAGAUCCACAGGUAAUUACUCUUAUAUACACACACGCCAUGCCCCAUUCAUGUGGUCAUGUCCCUGUGUCCACUGUGUCCAUGUCCACUGUGUCUAUCUGUCUGUCAGGCAAGUGUUUGUGCCCAAUGCAAUCACAAAAGGUAUGAUGAUGCUCAAGCGCUGGUGCUGCCCCGAUAAGAAGCCCGUCGCUGUGCAAGAUGGUCAAGGCCAGAUGCAGGCUCUCACCUGCCCCUGCCUCGACAAGCACAGCGACAACUUCGACCCACACGGGGAGCACUGCAUCUUCGAUUACCAGGCCCUCAGGAUCG
This is a messenger RNA of Vitrella brassicaformis, 605 nucleotides long. Lineage: Eukaryota; Vitrellaceae. The record is from the annotation of a GenBank genome assembly.